Triticum turgidum subsp. durum (durum wheat) is the source of this 255-nucleotide messenger RNA. The record is from the annotation of a GenBank genome assembly. NCBI's taxonomy places the organism in Eukaryota, Viridiplantae, Streptophyta, Magnoliopsida, Poales, Poaceae.
AUGCUCGGGAGGAGAAACAAUGGGCCGCCGACGACGUCCAAGCCCCGACCGGACGGCGCGGGCCUCGCCGGCGCCAGCACCGUCGUCGCCGACGGCGGGCAGGCGGAGGUGGCCGCGUCGCAGUUCGUCGUGCAGCUAGAUGAGGCGGCUCGGGAGAGGCUGGAGCGCAUGAACCGGAGGCUGAGGCUGCUGGAGCAGCAGAUGGAGAUGCUGGAGGCGGAGGUCGGGAGGGCCAGCAGUACCGCCGACGACUAG